UCGACUUGGUAUUUCCCCGAGAAUCGUUUAGUCUUUCUUUCGCAGCCGUACGCAGAAGGAAGAAUUAACAAUGGCGGACGCUGCUCCAGCCGCGCGUGGUGGAAGAUUCCGUGGAGGAUUCGGCUCUCGUGGUGGAGACCGUGGUGGUCCAAGAGGUAGAGGCCGUGGAGGCAGAGGAAGGGGUCGUGGACGCGGCAAGGAAGACAGUAAAGAAUGGAUUCCAGUGACCAAACUGGGUCGUCUGGUUAGAGAUGGAAAAAUAGAAUCUUUGGAGCACAUCUAUCUCUUCUCUUUGCCCAUCAAGGAGUAUGAGAUCAUUGACAGAUUCUUGGGAGUUGAAUUGAAGGAUGAAGUUUUGAAGAUCAUGCCUGUACAAAAGCAGACUAGGGCUGGACAACGUACACGUUUCAAGGCCUUCGUAGCCAUCGGUGACUACAAAGGUCACAUUGGUUUGGGUGUAAAAUGCUCGAAAGAAGUAGCCACUGCCAUCCGUGGUGCUAUCAUCUUGGCCAAACUUUCGGUUGUGCCGGUACGUCGUGGUUACUGGGGUAACAAGAUCGGUGAUCCACACACUGUACCUUGCAAGGUUACUGGCAAGUGUGGGUCGGUCCAGGUGCGCUUGAUCCCUGCACCAAGAGGUACAGGCAUUGUGUCUGCUCCUGUACCGAAGAAGCUGCUCCAGAUGGCCGGUAUCGAGGACUGUUACACGUCCGCGAGAGGAUCAACGUGCACUCUUGGUAAUUUCGCGAAGGCUACCUAUGCAGCGAUCGCGAAGACAUACGCGUACCUGACACCUGACCUCUGGCACAACCAAGCACUGCGAAAGGCGCCUUAUCAGGAAUUCGCAGAUUUUCUGUUCAAGAACCACAGAGUCGUGGGAGGACAAAGACCUGCUGAGGUUGUUUAAACAUUCUAAUAAACCUCCAUGCGAGACUACCUAAUAA
Messenger RNA from Dufourea novaeangliae, 944 nucleotides. It is a transcript of the gene RpS2, whose product is annotated as 40S ribosomal protein S2-like. Gene Ontology annotation, cellular component: cytosolic small ribosomal subunit; ribosome. Lineage: Eukaryota; Metazoa; Arthropoda; Insecta; Hymenoptera; Halictidae. The record is from RefSeq and is a predicted model, not a curated record. Gene Ontology annotation, molecular function: structural constituent of ribosome; RNA binding. The coding region runs from base 71 to 907 and encodes 278 amino acids. Gene Ontology annotation, biological process: translation. The transcript is spliced from 3 exons.